AUGUUCUUCAUUAUUAAACGCUACGCUAUCAUAAAACAGCUCAAACCUCUCACCAACUGCUACGCUAUGUUUGUGUCUUUGCCCGAAAUGUGUGAUCAAGCUGUCACAGAAACAGAAGCAGCAGGAAUUACACAACCGCACUGCAAAUUGACCACAGCAUACUUUCACAUGCUGUUUUUGCAAAUAGUCUGUAUGGACUCAGCAGUCAGCAGACUCUCUUGCCAGGUAAUAACAGAAGGAAGAGUGCUAAAAACUCAUCUGCACGCUAUGAUGAGAUGGGAAAUUAUCAGCUACCUCUCUUAUAUAUGUGUGUGUGUGUGA
Messenger RNA from Xyrichtys novacula (pearly razorfish), 321 nucleotides. Lineage: Eukaryota; Metazoa; Chordata; Actinopteri; Labriformes; Labridae. The record is from the annotation of a GenBank genome assembly.